AUGUCUUCACCCGCUUUCAACGCUGCCAUCUCGCACGCCGUUGCUUUCCUUAUCCGGCCCCUCCUCGCCAACUCUUCCUCUGCCUCGACCUCGUUCGGCAAGAAGACAUUCUCGACGACGGCCAUCACGACUGCGCAUGUCAUCCUCACCAGUGCCUUUGCUACUUCCCCCACAUCUACCUAUGUCCUGACCCCCAGCUCUGCCCCAUCACCCAUUAAAGCUGCUGCCGAGGCUUCCGGCAUUGCUUGGGCGGACUGGUUUGCUGCUCUGGUCAACAACGCCACGACCGACAAGGUCUUGUUGUUCUUUGGCCAUGGGUACGCCAAAGUCCGCCUUGGACAAGGACGUGUAGUCGAUAUCUGGAACCUCAGCAGGCGCUUCGUUUCUUCCACCCAACCCAAAGUUGCUAUCACCACUAGCAAGACCACCACCCAGCUUCGUGCCGCCCUGCUUUCCGCUCAACUGCGAGUCCGUGGCCGAACUGUUCCGUCUCAGCGCCGUGUUCCGUUGCCGAAUGCUGCUGUCCACCGUCCUAGCCCUCUCCGCUUUUGCUCCAGCAGCGAUGAAGAGGAUGAGGACUCUGACUCUGAGGCCUCUGAUUACGACGCUGACUCGGACUUUUCCUCAGAUGAAGAGAGUAUAUCGACACCCAGCACUGCCCCCAGCUCCCCGCCGCUUUCACCCGUAGAACCUGCUUUCGUUUUCCCUCCUGUCAAAGUCGAGGAGAAGCCAAAGCCAGCAGUUUAUGUCCCCCCCGCUCGUCGUGCGAUGAUGGCCAACCGUCCAGCACCCAAAGCGCCCAUCUUCGUCGCUGCUCCCCGUCCCAGGGCUAGCCAAAACAGCAACAAACCCAAGACAACUGCUUACAUCUACACUGGCGGUGUUACUCGCGUCAUGACUGGUGGCGUUAUGCUCGGUCCCCGCGUCGUUGGUGCGCGCGUCUAA
Molecule: messenger RNA, 945 nt
Organism: Mycena indigotica
Lineage: Eukaryota; Fungi; Basidiomycota; Agaricomycetes; Agaricales; Mycenaceae
Exons: 1
Coding region: 1-945 (314 amino acids)
Source: RefSeq, a predicted model, not a curated record